GUGUGCCAGGGGGAAAGAGUGAGUUCAGAAAAGCAAGCUGGAGCCAGCUCACAGAGAGGGCUGGAGCGAAGGACCUGGGCUUUGUCGUUCCCCUGGGGCCUCGAGGACCCAACGAGGGUCGUGAGCAAGGGGUGCAGCUGUGGAGAUCUGAGCCUCAGGGCGACAGGCCCGCUAUGUGCCCUGGCUGCCUGGAGAAGGCUGGAGGGCUUCCAUCCAGGAGGCCAGACCCCAGGCCAUGUCAGUGGUGCAGGUAACAGGCAAUAGUGCUGAGAUGCCCGUGGCUUUCAGCAGGACGCCACACCCUAUGAGCACCCCCGCCCCCCAGGGAGCUGAGGGCCCAGUGGCCAGCACACAGCGUCUGCUUUCCCCGGGAGCCUCCAUGUCCCAACACUGUUGACAGUACCCAUUGGCCCCCUUGGUACAGACAGAUCCAGGACCUGUUAUUCCACCCACUCCCCAGCUUCCCCAGGGGAGCCCCCCGCCUUCUGCUCUUCCCGUCCUACACUGCAGGUCAUUGACCCCAGUUGGAAAACACCAGGCUCACCAUAUAAGGAGCAUAGGCCGGACCUGUGUGCUCAGCGGUGGCAUCUGCAUGGUGGCCCUGCCUCAUCUUGGCCCUGCUCUCUGGCUUGGCGGCCUCUGGCUUUCUGAGAAGCCCCUCCCGGCCACUGGGGAAUGGAUCCUCCCAGAAGGGGUCAGCAAUGGCAUCGAGGUCUACAGCACCAAGAUCAGCUGCAAGGUGACCUCCCGUUUUGCUCACAAUGUCGUCACCACCAGGGCUGUCUACCGCGCAGACACCGCCAAGGAGGUGUCCUUUGACGUGGAGCUGCCUAAGACGGCCUUCAUCACCAACUUCACCUUGACCAUCGAUGGUGUGACCUACCCCGGGAAUGUCAAGGAGAAGGAAGUCGCCAAGAAGCAGUAUGAGAAGGCUGUGUCCCAGGGCAAGACAGCCGGCCUGGUCAAGGCCUCUGGGAGGAAGCUGGAGAAAUUCACAGUCUCCGUCAACGUGGCUGCGGGCAGCAAGGUCACCUUUGAGCUGACCUAUGAGGAGUUGCUGAAGAGGCGCAAGGGAAAGUACGAGAUGUACCUUAAAGUCCAACCCAAGCAACUGGUCAAGCACUUUGAGGUAAUCAAUCACCCCUGCAGCUGCUGAAAGUGCAGGGGUGUGGUAGGGAGUGGGGGUGGGGAGGGGUGUUGCAGGAAGGGCCCUGGGGCAGACCCCAGAGAAAGGUUGAGAACCCACCAUGGCUGAGGAGCACGGAGCUGAGAGCCAAAGGAAACGCUUAACUGACUGAGCCACUCAGGCUCCCCUGGGGAGAAUCUUCUAACUCACUGGGGAAAUGGGGAAAUUUUCUUGACCCCACGAAGCUGUUUCAACUCCAGACAACACACAACUAAGAACCACAAGUGAAGCUUUCUUUUCUUUCUUUUUUUUUUUUUUUUAAAAAAGCUGUAUUAAGAUGUGAAACUUUAUUGUAAACCAUUUUACAAUGUAA
Messenger RNA from Canis lupus familiaris (dog), 1499 nucleotides. Its product is annotated as inter-alpha-trypsin inhibitor heavy chain H3-like. The coding region runs from base 593 to 1156 and encodes 187 amino acids. Lineage: Eukaryota; Metazoa; Chordata; Mammalia; Carnivora; Canidae. The record is from RefSeq and is a predicted model, not a curated record. The transcript has 5 exons.